Molecule: messenger RNA, 1291 nt
Organism: Formica exsecta
Lineage: Eukaryota; Metazoa; Arthropoda; Insecta; Hymenoptera; Formicidae
Product: NAD-dependent protein deacylase sirtuin-5, mitochondrial-like
Exons: 5
Coding region: 138-944 (268 amino acids)
Molecular function (GO): NAD+ binding; protein-succinyllysine desuccinylase activity; protein-malonyllysine demalonylase activity
Source: RefSeq, a predicted model, not a curated record
UCGUGGCUGUACACCAUCAGCUGUUCGCCAGCUGAUCAUUUCCAACACGUGAUUACUCGCAAGAAUUGUUAUGGUCACGAUUACUUGCAAGAAUUGUUAAUUAUUUUACUGCGAGAACCCACACGGGACACGCAUACAUGCAUAACGUCAUGAAAUCCUUUCGCGAGGUCCUCUCGAACGCGAGCAACAUUUUAAUCUUAACCGGCAGCGGUAUCUCCGCGGAAUCCGGGGUGCCAACUUUCAGGGGUGCUGGCGGAUUUUGGCGUAAAUAUCAGGCGCCAAGUCUCGCGACACCGGAGGCCUUCGCGGCGAACCCUUCAUUAGUCUGGGAAUUUUACGAAUAUCGCAGGCAAUUAGUGAGCAAAGUCAAGCCGAAUAAGGCGCACGAAGCUGUUGCUGAAUUUCAAAAACGCAAAAUAGCAGAGGGUAAAAAUGUGUCAAUCGUCACGCAGAAUAUAGAUGGAUUACAUCAAAAAGCUGGGGCGCAGGAUGUAGUGGAGUUACAUGGUUCGCUUUAUAGAACACGCUGUACCAAAUGUCAUAACAAUGCCAUUAAUGAGAAUAUUCCCAUUUGCCCAGCAUUGGCAGGAAAAGGAUCUCCUGACCCGAGCAUUAUGUCCUCUGAUAUUCCAAGGGAAGAAUUACCGCGUUGUGAAAUCAAAGAUUGUGGAGCUUUGCUGCGACCUGAUAUCAUAUGGUUUGGUGAACAGCUAGACGAAAAUGUACUGCAAAAGGCUUUUGACAUUGUUGAAAGUUGCGACGCUUGCUUGGUCAUCGGAACCUCAGCGAUCGUAUAUCCAGCCGCAAUGUUUGCACCGCAAGUAGCGCGACGUAACAUACCGGUAGCAGAGUUCAAUAUAGAAGAAACGCCAGCCACGGGACAAAUGCAAUACCACUUUCAAGGCCCCUGUACUACUACUGUGACAGAAGCGUUGGCGCCUUGAAAGAGUUGAAAUAAUACACACAAAACAUAAUAUAAUAAUAUAAUAAUUAAUCUGUCUUUCUCAUAGCAUAAAAAAUUGAUUACCUUACAAUAGCACACUUCUGUAUUCAAUCCGAGAUGAUUCAAGUAGUCCAACCAUAAUUUUUGUUUGGUUGACAAUGAAUCGCCUGGACCCUUUACCUCUACAAUUUUGUACUGAAAAAAUAAGAUUCAAUUGCAUUUUAAUUUACGUUUGCAUAAGACUUCUAAAAUAUAAGACCUUUUCUCGAAUAUAAUGUAUAUAUAUAAUGUAUAAUAUAUAUAAGCUUUUAAAAUUAUGUAUAUAGAAAAAUAAACUUACUUGUUUUG